Molecule: messenger RNA, 768 nt
Organism: Pogona vitticeps (central bearded dragon)
Lineage: Eukaryota; Metazoa; Chordata; Lepidosauria; Squamata; Agamidae
Source: RefSeq, a predicted model, not a curated record
ACUUCAUCCGGGUGGUGAACGGUCAGCUCCGGCCCCUGUCCAUGGAGAUCAGGAAAGGCCUGGCGGAGGACAGCGGGAGGACCUACUAUGCCCUGGUGAAUCUGGCGGAGACAGAAAUCACCAAAAUGGCCAGUGACUACUCUGAAAACGAGCUUGAGCUGUUUAAAAAGAUAAUGGACCUGGUGGUCCUCUCUGGGAACGGCUUUGCGUCCUCCACGCGUAUCCUGAACACGGCCGACCAGCUGAAGCCGAAGAGGAUGAAGAAGGUGGAGGCGGAGCAGGUGCUGCAGAGCCUGGUGCGGGACAAGUGGCUCUGCGAGAGGGAGGGGGAAUACUCCCUGCACAUCCGGGGCAUCCUGGAGCUGGAGCAGUACAUCCUCAGCCACUAUCCUGACAGCGCCCGCAAGUGCCACCUCUGCCACAGCCUUUCCAUACAGAGCCAAGUCUGUGAGGACUGUGGGGCGGCCUUGCACCUGCCUUGCCUGGACAGAUACUUCCGCAGCCAGACAGAACGGCGCUGCCCCAACUGCAAACAGUUCUGGCCCUCCCGGCUUCCAGAGAUCAUUGUAACAGGGACCGACCUGCCGUCAGGCACCCCAAAGGAGAGCAGGCGGACUCCCCUGGCAGUGCCUAGGCGACGGUAGGCAAUGCCUGUGCCCUCUUGGCAUGUCUGAAUGAAAAGAGACCUUGGACAGCAGACACGGACAGGGGCUGUCAUGGUGCCACUUCUUUAUUGGAAAGUUUGAAAUAAAUGUCUUGCUUUGUUUU